AUGGAUCCAGACUCAGAUGCGCCGGAAAGCUUGAGGAGCAGCACGCCAGACGACCAGACGAGAGAAUCGGUGAUAUCUGCUGCCUCGGAAUCUGAGGAUGCGCCUUCCCCUCCUACGCGACGUGUUCGGAUUGAGGUCGUUAUUCCCGCCCAUGCGCCUUCCGCCUUCGAUGAAUACGUCGACCUUCAGAGCAAGGUCGUUGAACGUGUUGUCGAAGAGGUUUCUGCGCCAGAGGGAGGUGAUCUAUGGUACCAGGUUGAGUUCCGAGACGGACGCCAUAAUAUUGUGUCUUUCGACGAACUUAUCCAGCUAGAAGGAGGCGCAGAAGCACUCAACUCGUGCCAAUACGGCCCAAACUCGGAGACAACCCAUCGACCGGCAAAAAGAAGGCGGGUUUCUCACGAUCUCUACGAGUCUGACGAAGAGGGGUUGGACAGGAUGAACAUUGAAGAAUCCGAAGAUGAAGAGGACGAGGAUGGUCCCGCGGUUGACGAGAGUGACGAAGACGAAGAACCCCGAAGCAGGCACGUGCGCCGUUCUUCUAGACGUGCCCUUCGACCUAAACAACCGGUUUCUUACAAACUUGACCAUUGGCUCGUUGACGGCGGAAGGAGUGUGGAAGAGCCGCGGCAACUGCGACCUCGCCGGUUGACCAGUCUAGUUCGCUCAAAGAACGGCGAUGAAGACGUUGAUGAGCUGGCAGGAGAGCCCCCCGCCCUUCAGUCCUCAAGCGAUGACGAUGACGAUUUCCAGUUGGUGAGGUCUGAUCUCACUCCCGCUCCGAAGGGAAGAAGUCGAAGGAGGAAGAAACACCGGCGCCUAAGGGCCAGAGCAUCUGUAGCUAUGUCCACACGCUCUCGUGGCUCUUCAAUCGAGUUCGAACGUCCUCGCCGGUCAGGCAGGUCUACUCGAAACACCAAAGUGAUGACUGAUUCAGCUCCAAUGGACCUCGACUCUUUUUACGUCUCGGAUGAUAAGGCACCGGGCGCUCCAAAAGCCGUUACCAUCAAGGAGAUCUUUAAGCCUCUUCCAAGUACCUCCGAAUUUGUCCAGUAUCACAUGUCCGUAUGCGAUGUAUGUAACCAGCGCGCAUCGCCGAAGAGAGGCGGCCUGAUUCACUGCCAAGGCUGCACCCUAAGUUUCCACAAGAUGUGCAUUGGUAUCCGGCAGGUCAGAGAACACGUCGUGACGAAAGUGGCAGAGGACAGCUUUGUUAUCCAAUGCAAGUUCUGCGUCGGCCGUGUCCGGGCAAAGGAGAACACCGCCCGGCAGAGCAUGUGUCAAGCCUGCCGCCAGUUUGGUCUCUCAUGCGCCCCAUUUUCAGAGAAGAAAACCGCCAGACAGGAAGAAGCCUUACGGCAACAGAAUGGAGGUGUUGAUCCCGUCACCGAUGUUGCACCAUCUCUGAUUAACAAUGCUGACAACGUCCUCUUUCGGUGCAUUGGUUGCCGGCGUCCCUGGCACAUCGAGCAUUUGCCAACCACUCGAGCCCUGGAGUCUGACUUGGCCGACAUUAAGGAUGAGAGGUUCAAGGAGUACUCCGUCGAUUGGAAAUGCAACGAGUGUUCCUCCGUGAAUAACAAGAUCGAUACCCUUGUUGCUUGGAGACCUGUGAACCAGAACGACACGCAGGAUACCGGAGCGUUGUCUUACGCAGACGUCGGUGAGGAUGACAAGGAGUAUCUCGUCAAAUGGGGGGGUCAAUCCUACUUCCAUUGCACCUGGAUGCCUGGUGCAUGGAUUAGUGGAGUGGCACACGGAAUCAUGCGAACCGCAUUUGGCAAGCGAGCAGAUCAAAAUAACCUGCUGCGACUGACCAAGGACGAUGCUAUUCCCGAGGAAUAUCUCCGAGCGGAUGUCAUCCUCCAGGUGAAGUAUGACCGUUUUGCGCCACGAGCAACAAACAAGGAGCAAGAGCUUGCCCGUGUCUCCCAUAUAUCAAAGAUAUAUGUCAAGUUCCAAGGACUCGGCUACGAUGAUGUCGUCUGGGACGAGCCUCCAAGCCAGGAUUCAGGUGCCAUUUAUGCUGCGUUCGAGUCGGCAUUCAUCGAGUAUGUCAAUGGCCUUUAUUUCCAGUCUGAUUUGCCUUCAAAGAUGAGAGAGCGAGUUCGGCAGUUCAAGGAAAAGUCUUUCAAGGACGAAAUCGAGCUAGCAGAACAGCCUUCUGGCUUACGGGGGAAGCUGAUGAAGUACCAACUUCAGGGAGUCAAUUGGAUGCUUCACCGGUACCAUCAAAGCCAGAAUGCUAUUUUGGCAGACGAGAUGGGUCUUGGUAAGACGGUGCAGGUUAUAUCCCUCAUAUCUACCCUCGUGUACGAGAGUCCGAGGUGCUGGCCGUUCCUCAUUGUGGUGCCCAAUUCCACGUGUCCGAAUUGGAGAAGGGAAAUUAAGCACUGGGCGCCGGACUUGCGAGUGGUGACUUACCACGGCGGCAAGAUGCCCCAGGACCUUGCAUACAAGUACGAGCUCUUUCCGAAUGACUCAAAGGAGAUGAAAGCGCACAUAGUUGUCAUGUCUUAUGACUCUGCCCAGGAUGAGAGGACCCGUGGACUCUUCCGGUCGGUCCAUUGGGCGGGCGUGGUCGUCGAUGAGGGCCAGCGUCUCAAGAAUGACAAGAACUUGCUCUACCUCGCCUUGCAAGCGAUGCAUUUCCCAUUUAAGCUACUCCUUACGGGUACACCACUUCAGAACAACAAGCGAGAACUUUUCAAUUUGCUACAGUUCGUCGACUCUAAGUACGACGCCGUCCAGUUAGACGAGGAGUACCAAGUUUUGACUGCCGAAAAGGUGCGGGAGCUUCAUGGCAUCAUCAGCCCUUAUUUCCUUCGACGAACCAAGGCCGGAGUGCUCAAGUUCCUACCUGGAAUGGCGCAAAUCAUUAUUCCUGUCACCAUGACUGUUGUGCAGGAGAAACUCUGCAAGAGCAUCAUGGCCAAGAAUCCAGACUUGAUUCGGGCCAUCUUCGCAAACGGGAAAUUGGCGGCCAAAGACCGGGGCUCUCUCAACAACAUUCUCAUGCAGCUUCGGAAAUGCCUAUGUCACCCGUUCAUAUACUCCGAGGCGAUCGAGGAGCGAGAUGUGGACGCUAAGAAAAUGCAUCGGAAUCUGGUGGAGGCCUCUGGAAAGCUGCUUCUCUUGGAACUUAUGCUCCCAAAGCUCAGAGAACAGGGACAUCGGGUUCUUAUCUUCUCCCAGUUUCUUUCUCAGCUCGACAUUGUCGAGGACUUCCUGGUCGGCAUGGAGCUGAGCUAUAGGAGGCUUGAUGGGAGCAUGUCAAGCCUGGAGAAGCAGAAGCGCAUCGAUGCAUUUAAUGCACCUGGUUCUGAUAUAUUUGCCUUUCUCCUGUCAACACGAGCUGGCGGCGUCGGAAUCAACCUUGCAACGGCCGACACAGUCAUCAUCAUGGACCCCGAUUUCAAUCCUCACCAGGAUUUGCAAGCACUUUCUCGAGCCCACCGUAUUGGACAGAGAGACAAGGUUCUCUGCUUCCAGCUGAUGACACGGACCUCUGUCGAGGAGAAAAUCAUGCAGAUGGGAAAGAAGAAAUUGGCGCUAGAUCAUGCCCUAAUCGAGCGUAUGGACAUGGAAGAUGCGGGUGACGAUUUGGAAGGUAUCCUCAGGCAUGGUGCAGAGGCCCUCUUCAAUGAUAACGAAAAAGAAGUCAUUCGCUAUGACGCCGCAUCGGUGGAGAAACUGCUCGACAGAUCACAAGCGGACAAGCCUGCCGCUGAGGAUGAGGCUGACGAAGGCGCAUUUUCUUAUGCCCGAAUAUUCUCGGCGGAAAAGGGCGGUAUUGAAGAGACUACCUUGCAGGAUUUGGACACCCCUGGAGAAAUGCAGCAGAGUGUUUGGGAUGCUAUCCUUGCCGAAAGAGAAGCGGAAGCUGAACGUGUACGGAAGACGAACGAGGAGAUACUCGGUCGUGGUGGGAGAAGACGCCAGGCCGUCAACUAUCGCACGAACGCAAAACAAGUCUUCGGCUUAGAUGCUGCAGAUUUAAGCGAUUCGGGCCAUGGUGGAGAAUCUAGCGGCGGCGAAUCGGAACUGUACAAGGGCGGGGAUAAGGAACAAGCCUCUAGUACGGAGUCCGAGAGCCGAGAACCCCCCCGCGGGACCACAGACACUCUCGCCGACCAAGGCGCGAACGACCAAGUCAAGUCCGACGUUCUCAGCCUCAACGAAACGCAAGAUGGGGCAGGGCCAGGGACUCGGAAGCGGAAGCGGAAGAAGAAGUCUCCCGAGAGCCAGCCCAAUGGCGCGAGCAAGAGCAAGAACAAGCUCGUCAACCCCCAGCAAGAACGACAACAGCAGUCCCAGCAAGAGCAAAUCCGACAACAAAACCCCCAACAACAACACACCCAACAGCAAAUCCAACACCCUGAACCCCAACAACAACGCCUUCAGCAGCAAAUCCAACAAGAAGAGCAACUCCGCCGACAGCAAUACCUCCAAACCAAAUUCCGAGAACAGCAGCUCAAACAGCAGCAACAGCACGUCCUCCGACAACAUCUCCAACAACGACAGCGAAUCCAGCAGCUAGCCCACCAGAUGCGAGAAAAUGGACCGGCGUCUGGACCGCUUCGUUGGCCUGCUCCCGGGGCAGGGCUCACCAAUGGCGUACCCUUAAACGGCUUGGCUGGUCCAUUCAACCAGCAGUUCUUGGUCCAGCAGCCCACCCCAGCCUUCAAUGCACCUUUGGUGAUGACGGCCGGGGCACCUAGUGCCCAAGCAUUUGAUGCGCAAUUCUCAUUUACAGAUCCACGCCGCCCGGGCAUCAUCUUUUAUACCCCUCUCAGCACAGCGGUUCCCAAUAAUCUCCAGGUUCAAUAUCGACCCCCGCAGCCUUCCACAGCCCGACCGAGCCCACGCCAAGCGCAUACCCCACAAGCGGCGCAGAGUCCUACGGUUCAUUCGGCGGAUCAAGCUCUUAAUAAAACGGAGGUCCGACUUGCUCUAGACAAUCUGAGAACGCAGGACCUCCCCUCAUCAGUCAAAGAAGAGCGCCGGCGGAUACUCAAAUCAAGGCUAAAGGAAUUGGAAUAG
Molecule: messenger RNA, 5043 nt
Organism: Scedosporium apiospermum
Lineage: Eukaryota; Fungi; Ascomycota; Sordariomycetes; Microascales; Microascaceae
Product: SNF2 family domain-containing protein
Exons: 4
Coding region: 1-5043 (1680 amino acids)
Biological process (GO): negative regulation of transcription by RNA polymerase II; chromatin remodeling
Cellular component (GO): chromatin; nucleus
Molecular function (GO): ATP-dependent chromatin remodeler activity; ATP binding; ATP hydrolysis activity
Source: RefSeq, a predicted model, not a curated record